This is a messenger RNA of Cuscuta campestris, 1350 nucleotides long. The record is from the annotation of a GenBank genome assembly. Lineage: Eukaryota; Viridiplantae; Streptophyta; Magnoliopsida; Solanales; Convolvulaceae.
AUCGGAUUCAGCCAUCUGAAAGAGAAGACAUGGGGGCACCGCAGCCAUGGCAGCACGGCUCUGUUAAGAAUCACUCUGAACUAGGCCACCGCCGAACUAAAUCUGAGGGAAAUUCUCCCGGAGAGCUACUACCCCGGAAGCGUCGACAUGUAUUCGAGGUGCUACCCCACGAAAAAAGAAAAUUGUUAGCGGAACUGAAUGUGGAGGAUACACAGGGUCUACCUACGAAAAAGAGAAAAGCUGCGAAGGGUCGAUAUUCCAUUGGUGAAAUCAAUGGCAUGAAACCAAGAUGUUGAUUCCCACAGUGGAUGGUGAUGCCAUUGAUCAAUACAAUCAUUACCUGAAGCCACAUUUUGAUAGGAAAGAUGUGGAAGUUGACUUCUAUUUUAAAUAUGGAGUUGGAAUUGUUAUGGUAUCAGCAAAAUGGGACUCUAAACGGUCCAUCGAUGAGGCUGUUAAUGUUUUUGAAGAGAUUCACCGAUUGUUUUUGCAAACCAUUCCUUCCAUGGUGUACUUAACAAGACUACUUGUACCAGCUGCACAUGCCAAAAAGUUGAUUAUUCUCCACUCAAUCAAGUCUCGUCCGUGGACUCUUACUAUCUAUCUAAUCGAUAGCCUGUCAGUUUUGUUCCCUGGUGAUGUGAUUGUUGAUGUGGAAGUAUCUAAUCCUGCACGUAUAUGUGAUGGAAUGAAAUCAGUUCUUCGUGAUUUGAGAGAGUUUGGAGUUGAUGAGAGCAUGAUGUCCAAGUUUAAAACUGGAAAUUACAUUUGUCCAUCGUAUCACGAAAUAUCUGCUCCUGGGAAUGGAAAAUCAUCUUCAAUGAUGUCCAAGUUUAAAACUGGAAAUUACAUUUGUCCAUCGUCUCACAAAAUAUCUGCUCCUGGGAAUGGAAAAUCAUCUUCAAUGAUGAAACCUCCAAAAGAGUAUGCGAUUUUGGAGUUCAAACGAAUCCCUCUGUCGUUUAUUGAUUAUAUCAUUGGUGAAGACGGUGCAAACCUUGGGAAGAUAUGGAAAUCAAGUCAGGCAUUUGUUUACUUGCAAACACACUCAGCUAAAGAGGUUGUUAUUAAUAUUGUUGGUGAAACAUAUGAAGUGACUAAAGACUCUAAGGAUGCGAUGGAGGAAUUGAUUCCCAACGACAAAAAGAUAUAUGGAGAGGCUCGUGCUUUUGAGGCAAUGUUUCAAAGGGAGUUAGAAGAGUAUCCGUCUUCAGAUGGAGAGGAAGCUGGUUCGCCUAUUCUUUGAUGCUUGCUUGUUUCUUUCAUUUUCUGCACUUUUCACUCACCAAAAUUUCUGUCACUGGCAAAUCUUCUCGUGGUAAAAUUCUGGCUAACCAGCUUUGUGGUAAA